Messenger RNA from Plasmopara halstedii, 2382 nucleotides. Its product is annotated as atp-dependent dna helicase. The transcript is spliced from 7 exons. Gene Ontology annotation, cellular component: Ku70:Ku80 complex; nucleus. The coding region runs from base 1 to 2382 and encodes 793 amino acids. Lineage: Eukaryota; Oomycota; Peronosporomycetes; Peronosporales; Peronosporaceae. The record is from RefSeq and is a predicted model, not a curated record. Gene Ontology annotation, biological process: double-strand break repair via nonhomologous end joining; DNA recombination; cellular response to gamma radiation. Gene Ontology annotation, molecular function: telomeric repeat DNA binding; double-stranded DNA binding; damaged DNA binding.
AUGUCGCGGACAAAGGAAGCAGUGGUAGUGCUGCUAGAUGUUGGCGCGUCGAUGCGCAUGCCGCUUCUUGAGCGCAUGUCGUAUCUUGAGAAGAAUAUAUCGGAUAUAGGUGAUGAUUUGCAACAUACUCGUUUUGCAGUAGCGAUCUCUGCUGUCGAAAACAUUAUACAAAAAAAGCUCUUUUUCAAGCCAAAGGACGAGAUCGGCAUCAUCGCCUAUGGAUCAGAUGAAACUGAUAAUCAGCUAAACGAGGAGCAGGGAGACAACGAGUAUCGGAAUGUGCAGGUGGUAAAUUCGAUCGACUCGCCGACAUUGAACAUGAUCAAAAGACUAAGGGAGCUGAAACCGUCUAAGGGUGCAGAUACGAAGGUGGAUAUUCUAGAUGGGAUGAUUGUAGCACUUGACUUGCUGUUUCGUCGGACGGAUGGUAAGAAAUAUGACAAGAGGCUUCUGAUUAUCACCGAUGCAGCAACAAAAAUUACAGACGCAAGUGAUUUGGAGGCGGUCGUGACUAUGAUUCAGAACUUAGAAGUGAAGCUUCAAGUGAUUGGUUUGGACUUUAAGCACACGACGCUGCAGCCAAAAGAUACAACGUUGGGCAAAUAUCUGAAUAAGACUAAUAUUAAAGAUGAAAGUAUGGGAGCUGGUGUGAAGGACGAACCUAUGGAAGCAGCGAAUCAAGAAAAUACUAACUAUCACACUGUUAAGGACGAGGCAUUGGAUACAGACUCAUGUCUGGAUAAUGUCAAGACCGAAAACGAAAAAAUACUUGUUUCUGUAGCGUACGAGGUAGGCGGUGAAGUGUCGUCAGUAUCAAAACGGAUGCAGCUACUUGCGCAAGGAAUGAAAAAGACGGUGACUCUGACAACCAAGUUUCGAGGUCCAUUGGAGUUUGGUGAUGCACUAAAAAUCCCCGUCUACUGCUACCUGAAGACCAAAGUAGCUACAUUACCGACUCUAUCGAAAGAAUCACAACAGAGUCAUGAGAAAAAGACAGCAGGAAAUGUGAAACUUGAUCGCCGGUAUACCUCACCUCAGAACAUUGACGAAGAAGUCCCUCCUGAUGAACGGGUUAAGGCGUAUUGCUACGGCUCGGAGAAAGUUCCUUUUGCUUCCGCCGACAUGGAGUUCUUUAAAUUCCAGACGGAGAAAUCACUUAAGGUUUUAGGAUUUUUGGAUCGAUCUCAGAUCAGCCAUUCAAUGUUUGUUACUGCCACUGACGUGUUUGUCGCUGAGCCGUUAAAGCCACAUGCUGCGACGUGCUUUGCUGCACUGAUUGAUGCAAUGGUAGAGCUUGACCAAGUGAUAAUUGCUCGCUUUGUCCCACGAAAGAAUGCUGCACCGAAGAUUGUGGCUCUAAUUCCCAAUGCACCAUCAUCUGGUGAAGGAGAAAACUUUUACGCCAUGUGGUCCCAGCAGUUGCCUUAUGAAGAAGAUUUGCGGAAUUAUGAAUUCCCUCCAUUAAAGACGCAUAAGUAUACUCCAACAGAUGAGCAACAGUCGCUAACGGACAGACUGGUGGAUAGUCUAAGCAUCCGCGAUGACAAGAUCAAUGAAGUGGGUGUGUGUUUUAAUCCAAUAAUUUGGCGUUUCUUCUACGCCGUGUCCGUGCGAGCACUGGACGAGUCAGCAGGAAUACCUCCGCUGCCAUCGUACAUAGAAGCAAGCUUAAAGAUGGAUCCCGUUCGUCAAGAGAGCAUUUCCGACCUUAUCGAGAAAUUUGGCGACGCUUUUCAGUUGAAAGAAGCAGUAAUGAAAGCGAAGGAUCGAAAGAGAAAAUCAUUUUGGAGUGAUGUACCAGCUUCUUUGAUCAAGGAAGAAGAUCUCAAAGAGGAGCACGUCGAAAAGGUGGGAGAUGCGGAUUCAGACUUGGAAUUAGACUUGGACGAUCUCUUGGAUAGCCGAGAUACUACUAGUGUUGGUUCCAUGAAUCCCAUUGCUGAUUUUGAGGCAUUAAUUCAAUUUUCUCAGUCAAAGGAAAGUCAUCGUCAACAACUGACAACUGCAGUUACUGGCAUGGAGAAUCAAAUUGAAAAGCUUUUGAGCCAAAGCAGCUACGACUUUUACCCUAAGGCUUUGCAGUGUCUUACGCACUUUCGCAAACGAAGUCCUGAAAUCCAAUACGCUGCUCAAUUUAAUGAAUUUCUGACAAAAUUAAAGGUCAGGUUGUCGGAAGACUCGGACGCCUGGAAAACUGUCAAAAACGCUGAGCUUACUUUGCUAAGUUAUGAAGACGACCCCAGCUUAGAUGUAUCACCCGCUGAUGCACGCGCCUUUCUACACGGCGAAGAGAAAUUGGACGUUAAUCUGGCUGCAGCUUCCUUGUCGUCACAAAUAGAGGCGAUAGAGAAGGAAGAUGACAUGUUUGCCGACUUUGAGUAG